AAAAGAAAUGCAGAAAACCCAUCGAUUGACUCGAAAAGCUCGCUCCGAGUUUCCUUGAAGGGAGAGAAAUGGAUAAUACGAAGAUGGCGAAAAGGUUUCAGGGGAAGGUCGCCAUUGUUACUGCUUCCACUCAAGGUAUUGGCUUCCGAAUCGCUCAACGUCUCGCCUUGGAAGGUGCCUCUGUCGUCAUUUCUUCCCGCAGACAGAGAAACGUCGAUGAGGCCGUUGAAAAACUCAAAGCUGAAGGACUUGAAGUGUUGGGGAUUAUUUGUCAUGUAUCAAAUGCACAGCAAAGGAAGAAUCUGGUGGAAAAGACUAUCCAGAAAUAUGGAAAAAUAGACGUAGUUGUAUCGAAUGCAGCUGUCAAUCCAUCAGUCGAUUCAAUUUUGCGAACUCAAGAAGCUGUUCUUGACAAGCUGUGGGACAUAAAUGUUAAAGCUUCAGUCCUCCUUCUGCAGGAUGUAGCUCCUCACUUGCAGAAAGGCUCUUCAGUUGUUCUAAUUUCCUCCAUUGAAGGGUUCCAGCCUUCUGCCUUAUUGGCCAUGUAUGGGGUGACAAAAACAGCUCUUCUUGGACUGACUAAGGCUCUUGCAGCAGAGAUGGCCCCCAACACUCGUGUAAACUGUGUCGCACCCGGUUUCGUGCCAACACACUUUGCUGAUUUCCUUGUGUCUAAUGAGGCCAUUAAGAAGGAGGUUGAGUUAAAGACAUUACUCAAUCGGCUCGGUACGACGGAGGACAUGGCUGCUGCCACCGCCUUCCUGGCAUCGGAUGAUGCUUCGUACAUUACAGGUGAAACUCUGGUGGUGGCGGGGGGGAUGCCUUCCAGACUCUAGCUCCUUUCCUUUCUAUAUCCUCUGGUUUUUGUUGUCAGAAAUAAAUAUCAAUAAGCUCUUAUGCCUUUAUCCCUUCACUGGUUAUUCAGAAAUACAUUUUGAAGUUACAUAAAACAUUGUUUACGCUAUCUAUUAGAGAGAGGAAUAAAACAUAGUUUAUAAA
This is a messenger RNA of Cucurbita maxima (winter squash), 999 nucleotides long. Its product is annotated as tropinone reductase-like 3. The transcript has 6 exons. Gene Ontology annotation, molecular function: oxidoreductase activity. Lineage: Eukaryota; Viridiplantae; Streptophyta; Magnoliopsida; Cucurbitales; Cucurbitaceae. The record is from RefSeq and is a predicted model, not a curated record. The coding region runs from base 69 to 836 and encodes 255 amino acids.